AUAAAGGAAAACAGCAUUGGACGAGUGCAGAACUGCUAAAUCCGCGCUGUUGUCGUCAUUGCUGCGUAAAAUAUUAACUCCGUACAUAUUUCUACCACAUUACAAAAUACAUAUCGCAGUUAUUUGCCUCUGUUCCCGUUGAGGCUUCUCGGACGAGUUAGCUUUCCGGCUACUGACAAAGAAACGCGGAAGCUAUCAACACGGCGCUAAACGGAGAUCAAUGUUGUGAUUGUGUGACAGUGAGAGGAUGAUUGCGGAGUACGAAGAGGAACUUUCUGGAACAGAACGGGAGAACGCGCGACAAGGUCGACUCCUGGACGCUGUUUUCAAGAACCAUCAGCUUGUGUUGCAUAGAGUUGUCAGUGAGGAACACAAGGAGGCCCAGCCCGCCCACAUCAAAGAGGAAGAGGAGGAACACGGCAUCAGCCAGAAAGGGGAGCAGCUUGAAGGACCGGAGGAGGCUGACAUCACUGAUUUUCCGCUGAAUCGUGUCAUUGUGAAGAGCGAAGAUGAGGAAGCUGAAGGAGGAUCACAAGCAGACAGCCUCUUUGCUCCGCUAUCAGAUAGUGACGACACGGCGUCUCCUGACACUGAUGAUGAGGACUCCAAGGCUGAUGUGACGUGUCCCAUUGACACCACGCACUUGAAAUGCUCUCAGUGUGGCAAAAUUUUUAGCAGCAAGGCAAAUCUGAGAAGACACACAAUGAUCCACACAGGUGAAAAACCAUUCAUGUGCUCAGUUUGCGGUCAAAGAUUCUCCCAGAAGACCACGAUGAUCACUCACACGCGAACGCACACCGGAGAAAAGCCUUUCUCCUGCUCGGUGUGCAACAAAAGCUUUAGUGAUUAUUCAACAUUGACUAAACACCAGAGAACGCACACGGGGGACAAACCCUUUUCAUGCUCAUUUUGCGGUAAAAGAUUCUCCCAGAAGGCCACCAUGAGAACACACACAAGAACGCACACCGGAGAGAAAACAUAUUCCUGCUCGGUGUGCAAAACCAGUUUUAACGUCCGGUCCACUCUGGUUCAGCACAUGAGAAGACACACCGAGGACGUCGUACACAGCCACGCAAACCAUGGAGGACACUGGGAUCAGCUUCUGCUGCAGGGUGAAGCAGGAAGAGCCAGCGACCCCCUUCAUUAAAGAGGAACAUUCAGAGCGCCCCCACAUUAAAGAGGAAGAGGAGGAACACAGCAUCAGUCCGGAUGGAGAUCAUUUUGCAGGACUGGAGGAGUUCCCAGGUAUUCGUGUAAUUGUGAAGAGUGAAGAUGAAGAAGAAGCAGCCGCUGGAGACCACCGUGGAGUAUCACAAGCAGACAGCCUCUUAGCGCCGCUAUCAGACAGCGACGACACAACGUCACACUCCCCUGACACUGACGAUGAUGACUGUAAAGCUGAUAUGACACGUCACACUGACAGCGCACGCUGGCAAUGCUCUCAGUGCGACAAAACGUUUCCCACCAAGUCACAUUUAAACAGACACGUGAAGAUCCACACGGAUGAGAAACUAUUCAUCUGCUCAGUCUGCGGCAAAGGAUUCUCUCAAAGGGGAUAUUUGAAAAGACACACCAGAACACACACAGAGAAACGUUUCAGCUGCUCACUGUGCGACAAGAGAUUUGCGUCAAUGUACCGCUUGAAAGUACACAUCAGAGCGCACACCGGAGAGAAACCGUUCAUCUGCUCAGUGUGUCACAAAACGUUCUCAUCGGUGGACCCGUUGAAAAGACACAUGAGAACACACACCGGGGAGAAGCCCUUUAUCUGUAUCGUGUGUCAUAAAAGGUUCUCCAUAAAAGGAGAUUUGAAAAGACACAUGAGGACACACACCGGUGAGACGCUGUUCAGUUGCAGCGUUUGUAGCAAAAGGUUCUCAAGGAAGGAUCAGGUUAACAGGCACAAGUGUGCUGGUGAGAACAGCAACAGUAAAUGAAAGUUGGAAGCUGGGGAAACAUUGAUGUCAGGGCUGUGCAUAGCGUGGCAUGUUCUACAGCAUACCCGUUUUCCCGUAUCCUUUUCUCUUUCCCAUUUAAAUAGCUUCCAUUCAUCACCUCCCCCACAAAGCUGAAAGCAGGCUGACUCACAUUCAACUGAUUUUAGUGUGUUUAAUGGAUUGGAAUGUUAGAAUGUACGUUUUUAUAUAUGCGGCCCUCAGUGGAAAACGUUUGGAACCCCCCGUUUUUAUGUGAUGCAUGUCUGUCAGCAUCACAUGUAGUCAAGUGUGGUUCCGUGUGCCAAAAAGUGUACGUAAACUUCAUUAAAAAAGUCAAAAUGUGAAAA
Messenger RNA from Doryrhamphus excisus (bluestripe pipefish), 2284 nucleotides. RefSeq lists its product as uncharacterized. Gene Ontology annotation, biological process: regulation of gene expression. Lineage: Eukaryota; Metazoa; Chordata; Actinopteri; Syngnathiformes; Syngnathidae. Gene Ontology annotation, cellular component: nucleus. The record is from RefSeq and is a predicted model, not a curated record.